UCAGUAAACAAUGUUCGUCUAGUCAACCACAUGCCAUAUAUUCUGGAGGUCAUGGAAACAACUAUGAAGGAUGUGGAGGCUUAUGGCUGGUGCAACUUGAAGAUACCGGACUAUGAGGUUGAAAUUGAUGAAAAUAUAUUCGAUUGGACAGUCAAAGGCCGUGUCGCGUUCAAAAAUGGCUUCGUCACGUCGAUUCAGAAGGUGGACUUGAUUCAGAGCACCCUACAGCAAGUGUGGCGGUUUGACAACUCAGACAAUACCACCAGCGUGUUUGUCCAGGCUACGCUAAGGAUGGUAGACGUGAGGUUGGGGUACGACGUCGAAGUAACCCUGGAUGAUGGCAGCAUCCACCAUUUCACGGGGAUCUUUAGACACAACAUCGUCCAGUAUCCCUUUGCGGUGGUGUACAACAUGUUCACUGAAGAAUUGACCGCGACGGUGACUAUGACCACUCUGGCAAGAAGCACAAAUAAGAUGAUUUUCGCUCCUGCUACGGCUCUUACACAAGUGUUGACACACUCGUAUGACGUGACAAGCGCCGCUACUGGCAUGGCGGCCUGGGCUUCAGAUGUUUUCCAACCUAUCCUACUCAACGCGGCUACCUACAAGGUCAAAUUUCCUCAGAUCUGCUACAACUGCAACGCUUAACCUUUUGAAUAUUUAUUUAUUUUGACGUGCACAAAUAUCACGUGCGAGCGAGCUUCUUGAAAAUGUCAAAAUUACUUUGACAGCGUGCGCACUGCGCAACAAGACCUUUUAUAAACGGAAAUAGAUACUAUACACUAGAGAUAAAGAAAUCAAGCCCACUGGUGGCGAUGCCGGGAAUCGAACCCGGGUCUCCAGCUAUCGCGGCUGACGUGCUAAACCGCUACAUCACCCCGACCGUCGAGGUCCGUCGAAAUGUCUCUAGUCUAUGUUAUCUCUGAAGGCUAGGCGUCUUUGACCAACUCUAAGGGCGAGCAAUUUGUGCUUGCUCCUCCUAUAUGAAUCCUAUUGCAGGAUUACGAUAUACCCACAGGGAUGGAGCAGUCUUCUAUCGAUGUAGGGAACAAAUCAAAUUAUUUAAUUAAAAUAUUACCUUCGACCUUUUAUGGUGUGCCUGUCGCGGUGGGCACGACUUGUAACAACACUUUGUUGUUGGCAUUCAAAAGGUUAAUCAUUCACUUAUUCCAUCAAUUCCAUGACUAUUAGCUUUUUCUCGCGGCUUCGCUUGUGUUAGAAAAAGACAAAAAGUAGCCUAUGUCACUCUCCAUAGUUGAAGAACUAUCUCUACUUAAAAAUCACGUCAAGUCGUCACUCCGUUUUGCCGUGAAAGACGGACAAACAAACAGACACACACACUUUCCCAUUUAUAAUAUUAGUAUGGAUUAUUUAUAGUUUUCGAGUUAAUAAGAAAUCUACUUCAUCAUCAUCACCUAUCAGUCAGUCUUCGGACAAGAUCAGUUCCCCAACAGCAUUUAGGAACCAAUAAUAGAUUUCCAAUUGCCCAUAGCUUGAGUAAACCACUGGCUAUUGAAACGACAGUAAAAGUUUAUACUGUUCCACUUGGGAUAUAAAAUAUAAUAUUAAAGAAAUAUAAAAUAUAAAUAAUAAAAUAUUCCGAAGCCCGGCUUUGAAUGACUUCGGGUGGAGGUCUCAUAAAACGCAAUGAAGCAAAAGGAGUUUGUAAGUUGUUUAAAGUUGUAAAAUUGUAUGUUUGUCUUGUUUUAUGUAUAAAUUAUUUUGAAGUA
Molecule: messenger RNA, 1730 nt
Organism: Leguminivora glycinivorella
Lineage: Eukaryota; Metazoa; Arthropoda; Insecta; Lepidoptera; Tortricidae
Exons: 5
Coding region: 31-648 (205 amino acids)
Source: RefSeq, a predicted model, not a curated record